AUGACGACGUAUACUUUGGCCGAGGGUGACUUCCAUGCUCUCCAGGGUAAAACGAUCUUGAUCAUCGGCGCAGCCACAGGCAUCGGGCGUGCCGCUGUUGAGAUCGCACUCGAGUAUGGUGCCAACGUCGCUGUCGGGGAUUUGAACGAAGAAGCUGCGACUACGCUGUUACAGCCAUUCCAAGACCGAUCACUCUUCAAGAAAUGCGAUGUCUCCAAAUGGGAUGAUGUCUUGCAACUCUUCCAGGACACCGUGUCCAGGUUUGGUGUGAUCCAUAGCGUGCUCUCCAACGCCGGCAUCAACACACACGAGGAUCUUCUCACCGAAACAUUUGACCCGGGGACUGGGAAAUUGCUGCCUCCCACUCUCACAUCAAUCGAUGUCAAUCUUGUCGGUCAGAUCUAUGUUACUAGAUGUGCGCUCCAUUUCUUUGGCAAGUGGCCAGACACGCCUUGCCAGCUUGUUAUGACCUCGUCCGCUGGCGCCUUCUUCCCUGCUCCGCCAAUAUACUUGUACUGUGCUGCAAAGGCUGGCGUACUCGGCUUGAUGCGCGGCCUUCGUUCAAAGGCCGAUGAAAAGAAUUUCACCGUCAAUGUUGUGGCGCCCUGGCUCACUAUUACACCAAUGCUCCUUGAUGACUGGCUUCGCAAAUGGACCCUUCCAAAAAACUCAUCCGCAGGCGUCGCGCGUGCCCUUUUUCUUCCUGUCAUCAAGCCGCAUAUAAACGGCAAAUCCUUCUUCGUUGCUGGAAAUGAGAUUGUCGAGUUUGAAGACUCAUUGCAUGAAACAGAGCCUCUGUGGAUGGGAAAGGAAUUGUGUGAUAAUGUUCGUCAGGGCCAAGAUAUUCUUCUCGGCAAGAGUGAAAAUUAA
This is a messenger RNA of Ilyonectria robusta, 870 nucleotides long. RefSeq lists its product as uncharacterized. The coding region runs from base 1 to 870 and encodes 289 amino acids. Lineage: Eukaryota; Fungi; Ascomycota; Sordariomycetes; Hypocreales; Nectriaceae. The transcript is spliced from 3 exons. Gene Ontology annotation, molecular function: oxidoreductase activity, acting on the CH-OH group of donors, NAD or NADP as acceptor. Gene Ontology annotation, cellular component: cytoplasm. The record is from RefSeq and is a predicted model, not a curated record.